This is a messenger RNA of Chaetura pelagica (chimney swift), 1059 nucleotides long. RefSeq names its product mitochondrial ribosomal protein S30 (gene MRPS30). Gene Ontology annotation, biological process: translation. Lineage: Eukaryota; Metazoa; Chordata; Aves; Apodiformes; Apodidae. Gene Ontology annotation, cellular component: mitochondrial large ribosomal subunit; mitochondrion; ribosome. The annotation marks the transcript as partial. The transcript has 5 exons. The record is from RefSeq and is a predicted model, not a curated record. Gene Ontology annotation, molecular function: structural constituent of ribosome.
CCCGAGGCGCCCGGAGCUGCGCGGGCCCCGGAGGCGGCGGCGGGAGCGGCCCCGCACCUCGACCUGAGCGAGCUCCGCUCCCUCGCCUGCGACGCGCUCCUGCAGGAGAGCUUCUACCAGGCCAAGAAGCGGCCUUUCCUCUACCGCCAGCAGGAGCACACGCCCGGCCCCUUCCUCACGCAGCUCGUGUCAACCCUCACCGCUUCGCUGUGCGGUCGCAACCCGCUGCUGGCCGCCUCCUCCCUUGAUCUAAAGCCUGAAGUUAACUAUUACUGGCAUCAUGGUGAGGAAGUUGUUGUUCAUGGACAUCGGAAGGGUAGAGUUGACCCUGUGCGCUUUCAGAUAGAUGAUAAGCCCCACCUGCAGAUCCGGGUACCAAAGCAACUGCCAGAGAUUGUAGCACUGGAGUCAGAUGUUGGAGAUGUUCCUGUUAUUGAUCACAAGCCAUCCAAACUGCCAUUGUUCAAAAAGCAGUACGAAAACAAGGUGUUUAUAGGAUCAAAGGUAGCAGAUCCGUGCUGUUAUGGACACACCCAGUUUCAUCUUAUUCCUGAUAAACUAAAACGGCAGAGGUUUGUUAGAGCAAAUCUGGAGGAUCAGAUUGAAGUUCUUUAUCGAGCUAAUGGUAUUGCAAGUCUCUUUGCUUGGACAGCAGCACAAGCAAUGUAUCAAGGAUUCUGGAAUGAAGCAGAUGUGACCCGUCCUUUUGUAUCACAGGCAGUAGUGACUGAUGGAAAAUACUUCGCUUUCUUUUGUUACCAGCUAAAUACUUUAGCACUAACUGUAGAAACUAUUAAAAAUAACCCCCGGAAGAAUAUCUGUUGGGGUACAGACAGUAAGCCAUUGUAUGAUGUUGUGGAAGAUGGUACUGUGAAAGGCUUUAAUGAUGAAGUUCUGCUUCUGUUGGUUCGUUUUCUGUUGAACAGACCAAAAGAGCUGUAAAUCAUUAAACAAUAAAGUAUUAAACAAUAAAGUAUGUGCCUGAACUUUGUAACUCAAUAAAGCAUGGGCUAGAAUAUCCCUUGUUUUAGUCAAGUGUUUGUCUAGGGAACAGUAUAU